Gavia stellata (red-throated loon) is the source of this 993-nucleotide messenger RNA. It is a transcript of the gene MBP, whose product is annotated as myelin basic protein. Gene Ontology annotation, cellular component: cell periphery; compact myelin; internode region of axon. Gene Ontology annotation, molecular function: structural constituent of myelin sheath. Lineage: Eukaryota; Metazoa; Chordata; Aves; Gaviiformes; Gaviidae. The transcript is spliced from 8 exons. The record is from RefSeq and is a predicted model, not a curated record. The annotation marks the transcript as partial. Gene Ontology annotation, biological process: myelination.
AUCAUGGGGAACCAUGUAGGAAAACGAGAACAUAGUGGUGACAAGUCAACCAAGAACGCUGAAACCAAGGUGGAGGAAGCAGCUAAAGAGAGUCCGAAACCAGCCAGACUAACACAGCAGUCUUCAGAAGAUAAUGAAGUAUUUGGAGAGGCAGAUGUGAACCAGAACAAUGGGUUCUCCACGAAGAGCCCAGCGGUGACAGACUCCAAAGGCACAGCAGACCCGAAGAAUGCCUGGCCUGAGGCCAACCCAGCUGACACAACUGGUCGCCCCCACUUGAUCCGCCUCUUUUCCCGAGAUGCCCCAGGAAGAGAAGACAACACCUUCAAAGAUCGGCCUUCAGAGUCAGACGAGCUACAGACCAUCCAAGAGGACAGUGCAGCAGCUUCAGAGAAUUCGGAUUUGAUGGCUUCACAAAAACGCUCCUCUUUCCGGCACGGAUCAAAAAUGGCAUCUGCGAGCACUACAGACCAUGCUAGACAUGGAUCUCCAAGGCACAGAGACUCGGGUCUACUUGACUCGCUGGGCAGAUUCUUUGGAGGUGAAAGACAUGUUCCCCGGCGGGGCUCGGGCAAGUUGCUGAUUAUCUUUCCUUCCUAGCUGACUUGGCGAUAUGCCUCUUCUGCUUUUCAGGAUAUACACGCAGCCAGGGCUAGCCACCAUGUAGGGUCCAUCCCCCAAAGAUCUCAGCAUGGCCGGCCUGGUGACGACAACCCCGUAGUCCACUUCUUCAAGAACAUUGUCUCACCCCGUACACCUCCCCCAAUGCAAGCAAAGGGAAGAGGAUUAUCCCUCACCAGAUUUAGCUGGGGCGGUGAAGGACACAAGCCAGGAUAUGGAGGAAGCGGAAAAUUCUAUGAGCAUAAAUCUGCUCACAAGGGACACAAGGGAUCCUAUCAUGAGGGCCAGGGCACUCUUUCCAAAAUCUUUAAACUGGGAGGCUCUGGGUCCCGACCUGGAUCGCGGUCUGGUUCACCAGUUGCUAGGCGCUGA